UAGUUAUGCCCCCUGCUGCAGUCCUUGAAUCAGGGCCCAUUCAAAUGGGUCGCACUUUUUAUUUUUUCUUCAUCGUCGUCGUCCCUCACUUUUUUAACGCCUCCACCACCAUCAAAGACGCCCUGUCGAGGACAGAUUUAACCUCGAGCCUUGUCGGGAUCCUAUGUAGUAGUACCCUUUUUCUUUCUUUCCUUGCCUCUUUCUUCCGUUCUCUCCUUGACGUGUCUGUUUGGCCUUUGAAAAGGGGAAAAGAAAAGAAGAUGAAAUUGGAAUGGUGCCGGAUCCCACAUUCAUAGAGCGUGAGUCGUCGGCCAGCGUCGUCUUAGCAAAACUUUCAGUUAAUCGAAUGGACUGACGACGACGAGUUCCCUUGCUAGAAGACGUCGGCACGGAGAAGAGACUCGACGACGUCGUGAGUCUCUGCGAUUAGUGGCCGUCCGACUUCUUAUUCUUCUCUCUCUAGAGAGAGAUUUGCCCAUUGCGUGUGUGUGUGUGUGUGUGUUUUCGUCUGUUACGUAUCUAUAUUGCUCCUUCGGUCGGAUGAUGACGGACUAAAUGACUAUUGAGGCGGCCAAAAUGGAGCGCGAUUGGUCUUGGAGUGUGGCGUGUUUUGGUCAACAGAAAGACUAUAUGGAUCUCCCUCCCCGUAGUUGGGGCGAAAAGGAAGCGCAGCAGCAGCAAGGGGAGGAGCCGGAAUUGUGGACCAGCGGCGGUUAUCAACCGGCCGUUGACUGCUGGUCGGCCAACAGUUGUGAAAAAUUGCUCUCCAGCAGUCGAACUCGAUUGGUGGGGGAGUCGACCGCCACCGACGUCAUUUCGAACGGACAAGGAGAUUCUUGGGGUCUCCGUCGCCGAAGUCGAAGUAGUAGCAACAGCAGACAACAUCAAGUUGUCACUGAUUAUAUUCCUGCUCCCAAAAACUUGACCAAUUCUCCCAAUUCGUCGGUCCAAUUCCCACCUUUCUCACCGCCAACAAGUUCUUUCCACCACGAAUCUAGCCCGUCUCCUUCUUUGCGACGGUGGAAACAGUUGAAAUACGCCGGACGCAAUUGGCGGAGUUGGCGACGCCUCUACAGCAGUAUUGAGGAAUUGCGCACGCUCCCGUCAGCAGCAGCAGUCCCGUUCCAUCAGCGCAGAAUGAGCGUCAGCAUGACCAAAGAGCAGCAACAACUGCACCAACAACAACAGCACCACCAGCAUGGCAACGAAUGGAGUCCGCUCCAGGUGGCCAGCAGCACACGGCUUGGGCUAGCACCACAGAUGGCCCGGCCGCUCCUCAUCCAAAGCCACCACCACAUCGGCGGUGGCAACAGUAGUACUAGUAGUAGUCACAGUGAUAUUCGGCCUCUGCUGAAACAGCAAAUGUUGCCACCCGAACUGCCGCUGAGAAGGGGCGGAUCGGUCGACCGGGUUCUCUUGCCCACGGAAAAUUACAACACUAACACAACCAAAUCAUCUAAUAGCGAAAGCGGAAGUUUAUUCAAUCCCAUUAACAGCGUUCUCACUUUCAAAGUGUUUGGACCCAAUCCCACCCAAGUGGUAAACAUGGUAAAAUGUUUGGAAUCAUCCACUGUCGAGGAAGCCAUAGCUCAAGUGACGGAACGAUUAUCGGCCGGUCCUCGUGCCUAUCAGGCCCUUUAUGGCUUUAGAAUAGUUGAAUCGAGCAAUCCAAAGGGCCCCCAUUAUUGGUUAGACAACACCUCGACACUCUCACAAGUGCAAGAGCGUUUCGCAUUAGAAAUGGUUGGAGCAUCUGACAGCAAGUGGCGAGUCGAAUUGCGAAUCCGUUGCGUGCCAAAAAAUUUGCACGAACUUUACGAGAAAGACAAGUUCACAUUUCUAUUUUACUACGAUCAAACUCGUUUUGACUAUUUGAGCCACGGAUCUCUGACAGUCGACCCGGACCUUGCCGUGCAUUUAUGCUGCCUGGAGAUUCGACGAGUCUUCAAGGACGUGUCCCCUUCGACGCUGGAAAAAAAGUCCAAUUUGGAAUACUUAGAAAAAGAAUUCGGGUUGCGCAGUCUCUUGCCAGAGUGCGUCAUUGCCAACGUCAAAUCCAAAAAUCUGAAGAAGAUGAUCCAACAGCAAUCGAAAAAGUGUGUCCCGUUAGGUGAAGCAGCCUGCAUGUUCAAAUUUCUCGAACUCCUUCGCACAGUUUACCGAUACGAUCGAGAAAAGUUUCAGUGCGAUUUAGGGACGGGUUGGUCCAUUCCAGUUGAACUCAUUAUCGGUCCGGAUGUUGGCAUCUCCUACACGGCUAGUCAAGCGGGCAGUCAGUUGAUUUUAGUGGCAGAUUUCAGUCACGUGUCCCAGGUGGAGACCCUAAUGUCUGCCGACUGUGAGAGCCACAAUAAUGUACAGCGCAUUGUUGGUGGGGUCAGCAGUAACAAGGCCGUCGUGCAAAUCAAAGUUGCCGGCUCGCAGGAGCCUUUGCUCAUUACUUGCAGUUCAAUCGAGAUGGCAGAAAACAUUGCCGAUCUAGUGGACCGUUAUUGCCGUUUGGUCAACGGCACCAAUCUCUCGUUGUGGAACAAACGAGCUUCUCAAAUGACUUAUUACGGAUGCCCGUGCUAUCACGAUCUAGUCAAUCGUUCGCGACCGGGAUCGCGUGUCAGUACGACCAAUUCUAGGAGUACCAGCAGAAAUGGUAGUCCGGCUCCAAUGGGACCUGGGCAUCGAAGUCGUGUGGGCGGCGAACCAAGCAAUGAUACACGCGACUACGCUGAAUUGUUCGAUGAAGACGGCGACUAUUCCACUCCUUCUGUGCCUAAUUACGAGUUGCCGCGAAAUUUGAUCGAAUUGCAAGAAAUCGUUGGAUUCGGUCACUUUGGUGACGUCCACCGAGGAAUUUUUCGCAACGGCAGUGGUGAACCGACAAUGGUAGCUGUCAAAACGUGCAAAGAUCAGACUAUGGCCGACAAGUUCCUUGAAGAAGCAUACAUCAUGCAGCAAUUUGACCAUCCAAACAUCAUCCGUCUAGUUGGAGUAUGUUCUCAGGCGCCAGUAUGGAUCGUCAUGGAAUUGGCAAAAUACGGUGAAAUGAGGGCAUAUUUGCAGAAAAAUCAAGCCCGACUAGAGCUAGAUUUGGCCACUCUUGUAUUAUUCGCGUACCAACUCAGUACGGCACUCUCGUACCUUGAAUCAAAAAAAUUCGUUCACAGAGAUAUAGCAGCUCGAAAUAUUUUGGUAUCUGCCGAUGAUUGUGUGAAAUUAGCCGAUUUUGGUUUGAGCCGUUGGGUGGAAGAGUCGUGCUAUUACAAGGCAUCAAAAGGAGUGCUGCCAAUCAAGUGGAUGGCUCCCGAGUCCAUCAACUAUCGGCGUUUCACCACGGCCAGUGAUGUUUGGAUGUUUGGUGUUUGCAUGUGGGAGAUCUUUAUGCUCGGAAUCAAACCAUUCCAAGGGAUCAAAAAUAGUGAUGUCAUUGGUCGGAUAGAGAGUGGCGAACGGCUCCCCCUUCCAAUUAUCUGUCCCCCCAACCUUUACAGUUUGAUGCUCCAAUGUUGGUCAAACGAGCCUUCCAAGCGUCCUUGCUUCCGUGAAAUCAAAGAGACCCUAUAUGAAAUUCUGAUGGAAGAGCGAAGGGAACGUGACGAAACAAUGUCUCGAGAGAAUCGUCGAGUGGCUGCUAUUUCGUGGAGUUCGACCGGUUCCGCGGGUAAUGGAGAAGACCUUCCUCCACCCAAACCUUCUCGGGUACCGGCCACUUACGUCGGCAUUGGUGGAGGUGCCGGCAAGUCCGUACCUUCUGCAUCCUCGGAGCAAUCGCUUUCUGGACCAACGACGUACCUAGUGGCUCCCAACAGCGAAGUGUUGGCGCAGCUGAUGCGCGACAAUGAGACCCGCGCCGACGCCGGACAUUACACCGCACCUGCCUCAGCCUUCAAUACGUUCACGGUAGAGUUUAGCCACACAAGUUCGUCCAAUUCCAAUCCCGCUUCCCCACAACAUAAAUCCAAGACAAAGGGUCGCAAGAAUCAACCAGUUUACGCCAACAUCAUGAUGGCCGACGCAACACCACCAUCAGCAGCAAUAGCAGCCGCAGCGGUAGCAACCAAUCCAGCUCCAUACAAAGAUGAACCAAACGAACCAUCUCGCGAGCACAUGGAGCAAGAAAGACGAAUGCUCGAGUGGAAGUUGCGCCAACAGCAACGGCAGUCGGAAGAGGAUAGUCGCUGGUUGGCCGAAGAAGAGAGCCAUUUGCAGAGAAAGAGGUUGUCUGUUGCUGCCAGUUCGUCCGACCGAUCCGACACGGAUUCGAUGGACGGAGCGAAUGCGUGUCAAAAAGACAGAUCAACACCUCUCCAGGGCAAUCCGUUGGAUGACCGGUCUGUGGUAGUGAAGAAACUGGAGCCUACACCGACUGCCCGUCUGGACCGAACACAUGACAAAGUGUACGACGCCACUACAUCAGUUGUUAGGGCCGUCAUGUUGCUCUCCCAGGGCGUUCAACAAGCCAAAAUUGAAAACUACGUUGACCUUGUAAAAAAGGUCGGUUUGGAACUGCGGACCCUUUUGACUAGCGUCGAUCAGCUGGUUCCUCAUUUUCCUCCCAGUACUCAUCGAGAAGUUGAAAUGGCACACAAAGUGCUCAGCAAAGAUAUGGCUGAACUGGUCAGUGCACUCAAAUUGGCCGAAAGGUACAGCAACACCACGUUGGACAACGAGUACCGCAAGGGAAUGCUGUCUGCAGCCCACAUUUUGGCUAUGAACGCCAAAAAUCUUUUAGACGUGGUAGAUCAUGUACGCAUCAAACAUCCCCACGUCAACGUAUAUUUUAGUAGUUCCAAUCGAUCGCAGGACUCGUCUGCUGGCUGUUCUACUGCGGAUAACACUUCCUAUCAAAUCAGCUCCUCGUAAGAGUACGUCCUCACGCAUUUUUGAAAAAAAAAAGAAAACAUCCUUAAUUUUCUCUCUCUAUCGCUUCCUAUUAUGACGAUUAUUAUUAUUAUUCGUCGGCUGUGUGUCGCGUAUCCCGAAAUUCCAAGUUGAAAUUAUAUGAAAAACAAAAUAACUCGACUCGGUUCGCGCGACUGUGUGUAGUAAUGUUUGCUGGUGCAUCAGCUCAUAGUGUAUCACGAGCCUAUGCCAAUCACACACACAGACAGCAGUUUUUGUCAUAUAAGUAGUUGUGUGUUGCGUCCAUUCUACAGAUCCCCUUACUAGUCCUGACUUUUGUUUCCUUUUUCAAUGAAAAUGUCGGUUCCAUCGCGUCAAUCCUAAUUCAACUAUUAAUUGUUCAACGUGGACGUUGAAUGAGGCACAGUUAUAUGUAAAGAUAUAACCGGUCAUAGUAUUAAAAAUCGUUUUCGAUCGGUUGUAUUCCUUUACGUUUUCCUGAAGCGCCGAUGACUGCUCUCUUCCUACUCCCACCUCCUAUUACAUUCUUGUCGAUUUUUUUUUGUUGUUUCUGUCACCCUAUACUACCACAAUUACAUUUCGAAAUAGAAAACGUUAGGUGAAACACCAAAUACAGUACCUUUCGCUGGCUGUUCAGCCGUCGAGGAGACUAGAAAAACACACUACAAAUUCAAAUUCUUCUACACCAAUUAUAACCGGUUAAGGAAAAAAAAAUAAGAAAAGAUUCGUGGAUGAAGAAACAACAAACUGUAAUAUGUUUAUUCACAUCAAUUUUGUAAUUGUCUGUAUCAUCUUGUCUUUCACCGUUCUGCUACGCAUUGAUUUAAUACAUGACGUCUUGAAAGCUGAAAA
This is a messenger RNA of Daphnia pulicaria, 5709 nucleotides long. RefSeq names its product focal adhesion kinase 1-like (gene Fak). The transcript has 18 exons. Gene Ontology annotation, cellular component: focal adhesion; cytoskeleton. Lineage: Eukaryota; Metazoa; Arthropoda; Branchiopoda; Diplostraca; Daphniidae. The coding region runs from base 556 to 4857 and encodes 1433 amino acids. Gene Ontology annotation, molecular function: protein tyrosine kinase activity; ATP binding. Gene Ontology annotation, biological process: signal complex assembly; protein phosphorylation. The record is from RefSeq and is a predicted model, not a curated record.